UCAACUCCACGACCCGGACAGUUUGUCCAAAAUGUCGAAUGAAAAAUAUAAAACACGUACGGGGUGGAAAGAUGUGCAGCAAGUUUCAAGCCUUCCGCUGCAGAUUUUCUUGUUCGUGAAUGUGUAUGUCUCGGCAAUUUGGUUGGUGGUCCACGGGAAUUACGUGUACGAAAUGGUGAAUACCUUUGGAAUGAUUCAACGAACUCUUACAAUCAUGGCUAGCGUCAUAGCUAUGCCAGGCGAAGUAUUGCGAUUGUACUUGGGAUAUUCAGGAAAUUUGGGAGGAAAGAUAUCGGAUUUGGCAGGCUUUUGGAUUCUCUCGACACUCGUUCAACUUCCCAUCCAACUUUACUUUACUUUAACGGCAGCGGAUGAUUGGAUCCUCAUCGUGUAUCUACAGUAUCUCCUCGUUUGUCUCCUGUUGUUUGAAAUUCCAACCGGUGGCUAUGCAUCGAACAAAUUAUCUAAGCAUCAAUCUCAGCAAUAUCGCAUCCAGUUAAUUGGUAAAAUGCAUAAAAACUCUUAAAAGAUACUACGUAAAUUAUCACACA
Molecule: messenger RNA, 551 nt
Organism: Hermetia illucens (black soldier fly)
Lineage: Eukaryota; Metazoa; Arthropoda; Insecta; Diptera; Stratiomyidae
Product: transmembrane protein 17A-like
Exons: 4
Coding region: 32-526 (164 amino acids)
Biological process (GO): non-motile cilium assembly
Cellular component (GO): ciliary transition zone
Source: RefSeq, a predicted model, not a curated record